UUAUCGUAUCUAUCGAAUUAGAUUCUUUACGCAGCUGAGUUUAACUCGAUAACGGGUUGUUACGAAGCGAUAACUUCGUCGUCUUCCUUUUUAACUCCAAAUUCCUCCUCCCAACGCCACCUCCAAAGCGCAAAUCUUGAAGCCCGUGGAGCAGUAGGAGCGCUCCUCCGCUGUUCUCCGAUCAGUUCUUCCCCCACAUCGAUAUGGAGAACGCCAAUAAGUGCGACGUUUGGGAAUUGCUGUACUCCGACUCCUCCUUCACGAGUGACCACGAGUCCAUAGUUGAUCUUGGAACCGUGGAUGACGUAAUGUCGCACUACUUCGGUGUAAACUUGGAGGAGGAGGAGGAGGAGGAGAGCGAAGAGGGCGGAAUCGACUCCGACAACCCUAGCUGGAUAGACACCGACUCGGAUGCGGUCGAACAGAGGGAGGAGGAAACGGCGAUCUUCGUCUCCGAGGACGAGACAAAGAUGAUCGAGCCGAGCAAUGCGGGGAACAAGUUCGAGGGUGCAGAUGAGUCCCAGGGAUCGACUGCAUCGUUCCCUGAAGACUCGAACUCUGAGGGGAUCGAUGGCAAUCAUGAGGAAAAGAAAAGGGUAGAGGACGAGCGCGUACCGAGCGAAGAGGAGACGACGGGUGGGGUAGUAGCCUCGUGGGAGUACUCUUUCCAGCUCUUGAAGCUUUGGGUUGCCAAGGCGAAGUCGGUGUGGGCGAUCUCGAUGGCCACCGCCAACGUGGUGGUCGUCGUGCUGAGAAGUUGCUUCUACCGGAUGAGGCAAAGGGUUUCGCUUGCGCUAGCCGUGGAUGACAAGAGGGUGAACCAGUUCAUAAUUCUCAAAGGAGCAUAUUUGAUUGGAAAACAUAUGGAGUAGACAUCUGCCACUUUUUGGUAUGUGUCCUUAGCAAACACUGGCCUCAGAAAAAGGAGAAUGGAAGGUAAUUAAGGUGUUUGACCUUCAUGUGCUUUCCCCAGUUUGAUGCUGACUUAUAGAUAAACUUCAUUAACCCAACUCAGGUAAACACUCUUUGGGCUUGGUGAUUGCUAGGUUGGACAAUGUGCUGUGUGGAGAUUAGCUAUCUUUUAGUUUCUUGAUCAGCAAGAAGAACUCUUAUUUAGCUGCUAAGAAUUUGACUUGGACAUUUUAUUGAAUAAGUAAUGAUGCUUUAUUAUCUU
Musa acuminata subsp. malaccensis (wild Malaysian banana) is the source of this 1174-nucleotide messenger RNA. RefSeq lists its product as uncharacterized. The record is from RefSeq and is a predicted model, not a curated record. NCBI's taxonomy places the organism in Eukaryota, Viridiplantae, Streptophyta, Magnoliopsida, Zingiberales, Musaceae.